AUGGACAGAUUUGUGUCCUCAACAGAGAUAGAAGAAUCUAAACGUAGAAGGGCAGAAGAAUGGAAGGCGGCGUACGAAAGAAUCGGUCAAAAACCACCUGCAAAGGAGGAGGAGAUAUAUGAUCCCCGUACUCUGUACGAACGUUUGCAAGAACAAAAGACGAAGAAAGAGGAAUUAUUUCAGGAAAUGACGAGAUUUAGCAAUUUGAUUCAUAGACUUGACGAGGAUGAAAUAGACUUCUUGGCUACAUUGGAAAAUGAAGAACGUGAUAAAGAAUUGGAAAAGAUGAAGAAAGUUGAAGAAGAACUCGAAGAAUUCAGGAGGGCGGCGGCUAAAGCUAACGAGGAAGCGAUACCCAAACUUGUAAUUCCCCAGCCGCCACCGCCAGCGCCGGUUAAGAGCGCCAUAAAAAGAGAUGCACAGCGUAUGAUUUUGGAUGGUGCAAUUAAGAAAAAUAUAGCACGUAAAAAGUCUUCAAAUGAAGGGGAAGGCGUGAACGCCGAUGAACUGUCUAGAAAAAAUAAGAGACUGAAGUUAGAUCAGUCACCAACACCUACGGCAAUAAAAGGGGCAACCACUAUUUCCACCACAUCUUCGAUCAUUAAUGAAAAAUCAACAUCAGUGGUAUCGAGUAAUAAUUCUAAGGAGUCAUCAAAAAUCACAACUUCUAAUAAUAAUAAUACACUAGCAUCGUUAUUACAGUACAGUGAUGACAGUAGUGACAACGAGAAUAAUAAUAACACCGACGAUCCGUGA
Acaulospora colombiana is the source of this 756-nucleotide messenger RNA. The record is from the annotation of a GenBank genome assembly. NCBI's taxonomy places the organism in Eukaryota, Fungi, Glomeromycota, Glomeromycetes, Diversisporales, Acaulosporaceae.